AUGGAGAAGCAAACUGAAUCUGUAAUUUUCCUAGUUCAACGAUCAGAACCACCAAAAUUACUAGAGUUCCUCCAAUGCUCAGACGUAGUCCAAGUUUUUAAAACUGGAAAUCAAGCUUUAAUAGAUCGGUUAACAUCGCCUGAUGGUAUUAAUGAAUUAAUAGAUAUUCUUCACAACACAUCAGACUCACAAAUUAUGAGAAGGAUUUUACAGAUUUUUACAAUGAUAGAUUCACCUUUACUUCAAAAGCUUGCGGAAUCAAUAGAAUAUACGGAACAUCUUUUACAAAUUCUCGAUAGAAAUGCAAAUGUUUAUUCAUAUGUCAUAGGUUCUGUUACACAAAUUUUAUUAAAUUCAAUGGAAGUAUAUCCACACGAAAUAUACGAAGAUUUAAAUGCCUCUAGGACAAGUUACCAACGAAUCAUCAAGAAUAUUGAAAUCAAUUCUAUUUAUUAUUUUUGUACUCGUUUUAUUUCGCAUUCAAAGAAGUCUGAGACAUUCGCUUGGGUCCUUUUUUGCUCUCUUAUGGGUGAUCAUGGCCCUGGUUGUCCAAUACCUAAGAAAUUCGCAUACGAUCCAGCUGCAUCUAUUCCUCCUAUACCUUUGACAGCAUCUAUGAGAAAAAAAGUCAUCGAAUUAUUAUUUAUUUACUUCAACGAAUACUUUGAAGUCUGUGAUUUCUCAAAUGAUGCAUCAGAAGCGCUUCCUUUAGUAUUACAAGAUGCUUCUGAUGAUACAGAGCGUUCAUUGGUAUUUAAGCUUGGUUUGAUACUUAAAAUGAAUGAAGGAUUGGCUUAUUCAGCUCAAUCUAUUUUAAAUUGUCUGAAAUCUUCAGAUUCUUUGAUUCAAUACUCCCUUUACUAUAUUCAUGCUUUUGGCAUUAUUAUUCGUAAUUUGUCCGUUGAACUGAUCUUAUAUCGCUUACUUCAUCGUCCUGCAAACAAUUUCGUUUUAAUUGCGGCUGCAAAGAUGAUACAAAGCAUUAUAGAGAACAGCAAGGAUACGACUGAUUUACAGGAGAGAUUGGAAAUGAUUAUAGCCGAAGCUUUCCAAAAAUCAACCGUUUCUUCUGUAAUUUUACGUGCAUUUCGAAUGGCAUUGAUAAAUGCAGCAGACGGAAUCGAAGUUACUCCAGAAUCUCAAUAUGCCGUUGAACAACUUCGAAAAUUAGAGGCAAAUCCAAAAAUUGGAGAAAUUGAUGAAGAUUAUAUCAAUGAUUUAAAGAAUAGAGCGGAUACAAUUAACAAUUCAGACAAGUUUAAGCCAGUAUUUAAUGUUUCGAACCUUUGGAUUCCUCAGCAAAAGCAAAAAAUGCAAAUUAAAUUCAAAACAAUUGACAGAUUGUCAAAUCUCAAUAAAAUCCAAUCUUCCAACAUUGCCCUUACACCAGGAGAUGAAUCCAGGCCGAAGAUUACUAAUAUUGAAGGCGCAAGGUCACCUGUCAGAGUUAAAUCCACAUUUAAUGCCCCAAUACAGUCAAUUCCUCAGCCGCUAGAAGAAGAGGAAGAUGACUAUUACGACAGUGACUACUAUGAAGAGGAUCAGAACGAUUUACAUGAACAAAUGAAAAUGCGUGAAAUGAUUGAACGACAAAAGUCCUUCAAAAUGCAUGCCGCCGAGAAACAAGACAAUAAUAACACACAGCCGCCCCAACAGGACCAGCCAACCCCUAAAGUUCAGCAACAACAAGUUCAGCCACCCAAAAAAGUGCCACAGUCAAUUCUUGAUUUACCUGCAAUACCACCAGCUCCAAAACCAGCGAUAGAAAAGAAGACAAAAGGCAAAGGAAAAGCAAAAGCUAAGCCAAAGAAAGCGAAAGCGAAAGGAAAAGCGAAAAAACAAAAUCUUUCUUUUUCUUUCAAUCUUAAUGUUGUUUCUUCUCCACCAGCUCCUGUUCCUUUCUAUCCACCGCGUGCUAGACUCAAUCAUUGCCUCGAACUCAAUGUUUCAUCUGUCAAACUGAAGCCGAGAAAGAAGAAACCACGUUUAAACAACAGAAUUUUAGUUGUUGAUUUCCCACUUGAAGAAAGUAACAAACUUUCCAUUUCUGAACCGAAUUUCACAGACGUAGACCUUGAAGAUGCAAUGUUCUUUGGCACACAGAGAAAGAAACUCGCACAGGAAGAGAUAAGAAAGAUGUUGGCAGCUUCAAAUUCGGAUCCGGAAGAAGAUUUCGAUAUCGAACCUUUGCCAUCAGAAAUGGAAGAGGAGGAAGACGAGAAAGAAGAAAAACCUGUGAGAAACCCAUUCUCUGUGUUCGCUGCUGUAAGGAAAAUAGCUGAGGACGAAGAAGAAGAGGAGGAAGACAAAUAA
This is a messenger RNA of Trichomonas vaginalis G3, 2313 nucleotides long. RefSeq lists its product as uncharacterized. The record is from RefSeq and is a predicted model, not a curated record. The coding region runs from base 1 to 2313 and encodes 770 amino acids. The transcript has a single exon. NCBI's taxonomy places the organism in Eukaryota, Parabasalia, Trichomonadida, Trichomonadidae.